UUCGAUCGCCGCAACAACCAUCAUGCUUCUCCACGAGUUCCGUAUCCCGCUGCAUAUGAAUGUCGAGGAGUUUCAGAUCGCUGAGCUGUACAUGACCAUGGCUGACACAGUGCAAGUUAUCAAGAACGAACCGUACGACAACCGCAACGGACACCUCGGGAAGGUCUCGGCGGUGUCGGGGCAGCCGAUUCCUCGAACCCACGGCCAGUACACUUUGAAGUGCUACACAUUCGACGACGUUCCCACUCUCCUGUCAGUGGUGUUGCCCCAAGGACACAUGACGUUGAUCGAAGAGACGUGGAACUCGUACCCGACCAGCAUCUCAUACUUGACCAGUGCGUCGUCGCUCUUGUCGAAGUCGAAAUUCGUUGUCACAUGUGAAUCCGUCCACCUGCCUGGCUACUGCGAGCACGAAAAUGCGCUGGGGUUGUCAAAGGACGAUCUGCGACGACGAUCGGUGCAAGUCCUGCACAUCCAUCGCCCGUUGAACCAACACGCGGCGAGCCACCAAUGGGACCCCAGCACGUACACAUGCACCAAGAGCGGCCGCGGCCCUCUAUCGGACGGCUGGGAACUCAAGCAAGUCCCCGUCAUGACUGUAUACAAGGUGAUGCGAAUCCAGUUUGACUAUGUCGGCCUGCGCCAGAAAAUGGAGCGCGCGAUCUGCGGCCAUUUGGAAGCGGUGCUACAUCGGUCAAUGCGGAAGCUGCAGUGCAUGUCCCAUCGCUGGUACAACUUGUCCAUGGCGGACAUUCGCAUCCUCGAAGCCGUGGUCGAGUUCAAGCGGUCCCGCCCAUAGUGUGAACCAGUGUGUGUGUCGGUCGUCGAGUGUACUUCGAAGUCGAAGUUUCUGUAAGCUGUCAUGUUUUGUAGAUGUUUAGUUUUAAACUAAUCCUUAUUGUGAACUUUCAAAUUGGA
Molecule: messenger RNA, 918 nt
Organism: Aphanomyces astaci
Lineage: Eukaryota; Oomycota; Saprolegniomycetes; Saprolegniales; Verrucalvaceae
Exons: 1
Coding region: 23-799 (258 amino acids)
Biological process (GO): phospholipid transport
Source: RefSeq, a predicted model, not a curated record